AGACGGUGACUCAGUGAGUCAUAAUCCUGGCAAAGAAAGGAAGGAUACUGUUCUCUCUCUGGUUUCGUCCAUUAGUUCAUAUCAGACAUCUUAGGGAAAGCGGAGAACCUCACCGGGGGUUUCAUAAACCCUCGUCUCUCUCUUCCGCGUCCACUUCCAUCCUCCCCUUCCUUUGGAUAAAAUCUGAUUCCAGAGACAUCUGCUCUUUUUGUUUUUGCUGUUUCGUAUUUCCCGCCCAAAAUGCCUGCUCAAGGGGACAAACCAGUGAAGAAAGAGGAGGCUGAGGACGAAGAGGAAAACAGAAGUCUCAGUACUUAUCGGAAGAAAUCCGUUAAUGGCAGCGCAGAAUCUCGUUCUAAGCUAACCAAAGUUAAGAAAGAAGAACCCAGUGAAGAUGGGGAUGUCUCUGACGUUAGGAAAAGUUCGAAGAAGGUUGAGAAGGAGGAGGAGGUUGAGGAUUCGGAGGAAGAAAGAACUUUGAGUUCUUCUCUCAAAGAAAAGAAAAAGAAAAUCAUGAACGGCAGCGUAAGUCAAGGCAAAGUAAAGAAAGAAGAAGCCAAAGGCGACAAGAAAAAGAAGAAGAAAAAGAUGCAGGAAGAGGAUAAGAGGAAGGCCGCAGCAGCAGUGGAGCAGAACAAUAAGAAGAAGGAGAGGAAGGUGUUUGAUUUGCCUGGUCAGAAGCGCGUCCCGCCUGAGGAAAGAGACCCUUUAAGAAUUUUCUACGAAACACUGUAUCAACAACUUCCCAGCAGUGAAAUGGCAGCUUUCUGGAUGAUGGAGAGUGGGCUUCUACCUCCACAGGAGGCAAAGAAAGUUUACGAGAAGAAACUGAAGAGGAACCAGGAACAGAAGCUGAGGUCUCCAGUGAAAGCGGUUGUUGCCUCUGUGAAGAAAGCUGUGAAUAGUGUCACUGUUAAAAAGGCCAAGGCUUCAACAUCUCCAGCCUUGCCGGCAAAGAAGAAGUCAGUGGUGGAGUCAAAAACCAUUACCACGUCCGUGUCAAAGAAGUCUAAUAAGCGCAAGAGUAGGGACGACGACAGUGGCACCUCAGAGGAUGAUUCUGACGAUGACUUUGUUUUGGCUAAGAAGAAGGUAAAGAAGCCCAGAGCCGCGUAAAAGCUGGAAAGACAAAAAUAUUAGGAUACAGAUACACACUCCCACAUCCCAUCUGUGCCGGAGUGUCUUUGUUCUUAGCUUCUGUAUUUUUACUAUUUAGUGUGGUCAGCAAAUCACAUUCUGCAGUGGAAAAUUUGUGCCUUAUUCAGACACUAGUGAGUGAAUACUGAAUAGUGAUGUUCAUUAGUUUUUUCUCUUUUCUCCCAACCUAAAAGAAACGCCAAAGGAUAAGAGAGAUUAUAUUGAUGUUGCUGAUUAAUUAAUCUUCUUGUGCUUUUGCUUGCUA
This is a messenger RNA of Macadamia integrifolia, 1402 nucleotides long. Its product is annotated as pre-mRNA-splicing factor Slu7-like. The transcript has 5 exons. The record is from RefSeq and is a predicted model, not a curated record. NCBI's taxonomy places the organism in Eukaryota, Viridiplantae, Streptophyta, Magnoliopsida, Proteales, Proteaceae. The coding region runs from base 241 to 1116 and encodes 291 amino acids.